Messenger RNA from Sebastes umbrosus (honeycomb rockfish), 2937 nucleotides. Its product is annotated as phosphofurin acidic cluster sorting protein 1-like. Gene Ontology annotation, molecular function: transmembrane transporter binding. The coding region runs from base 159 to 2810 and encodes 883 amino acids. The transcript is spliced from 24 exons. Lineage: Eukaryota; Metazoa; Chordata; Actinopteri; Perciformes; Sebastidae. Gene Ontology annotation, biological process: protein localization to plasma membrane. The record is from RefSeq and is a predicted model, not a curated record.
GACAGAUGUUUUGGUAGUGUUCCGGUCCUGGUUCCGGUCCUGAUUCUGGAUCAGUGACCCUCUCCAUCCAGCCCCGCCCCGCCCAGCUCACUCAUUCCAAGCCGAUCUGGAGGAGCAUCAGGCGGCAUCAGAGAGACCAGCCGGCCGGAGAGGAGACGAUGGCUGCGGACCGAGGAGGAGUCCCGGACCUCUCUGGGUCCGGGUCCGGGUCCGGUGCUGCUGGAGAGCCCGCCGGCCGCGUCCCGGUACCGAUGAACCUGUUCGCGACCUGGGAGAUCGACCGAUCCUCUCCGAGCUGCGUUCCCAGGUUGUGCAGUCUGACUCUGAAGAGGCUGAUGGUGUUGAAGGAGCUGGACAGAGAGCUCAACUCCGUCGUCAUCGCCGUUAAGAUCCAGGGUUCUAAGAGGACUCUGAGAUCCAACGAGUACCUCCUUCCUCCAGACGGCCUGAUGGAAACAGACCUGGAGCUCAGCUUCUCACUGCAGUAUCCUCACUUCCUGAAGCGAGACGUGAACCGUCUGCAUGUGAUGCUGCAGAGGAGGAAGAGAUACAAGAACCGAACCAUCCUGGGCUACAAAACCCUCGCAGUGGGCGUCAUCAACAUGGCCGAGGUGAUGCAGCAUCCGACGGACGGAGCCCACAUCCUCGGUCUCCAUAGCAACCUGAAGGAUGCUUCGAUGCGCGCGGCGGAGCUGAGCGUCCAUUCUCUCACCAGCCAGCCAAUCGAACAGGAGGACACAGGCGGUCACCAUGGCAACAAGACCAAGGCCUCUGAUCGGUCUCCUGACCCGGAGAACUACUGGGAGGACGACGAGGACAGCUUCUCCUCCGAACAGGAAGGAAGUGAUGACGCGGCCGCUCCUCAGGACGUUUACGACGAUGACGACGACAUUCAGAGGAAGACGAAGAAGUCUCGCAGGAAAAUGAUUCGAACGGCCUCCCUGACUCAGCAGCCGAACUUCAAACAGAAGUUUGUGGCGCUGCUGAGAAGAUUCAAAGUCACCGAUGAGGUUCUGGACUCGGACCCGGUGGGUCAGUGUCAGGAGGUCGAGGAGGACCUGGACCUGCUGUACGACAGUCUGGAGGUUUACAACCCGAGCGACAGCGGCCCGGAGCUGGACGACAACGACAGCAUCCAGAGCACGCCCAAACCCAAACUGAGGCCGUUCUUCGAUGGGAUUCCUCAUUCGAGCUCUCAGACUGAGAUCGGUGUCGGCAGUCAGAGGAGCCAACAGAGAGAACAAACUACAGCUGCCUCAGAGUCUCCAGAGGGUCCUGGAGGCCCCGACGAGUCCAGAGGAGAGGAGGCCGGAUCCGGGGAAGUUGAGGAGGAUGUUGCCAUGGGAACAGACGCAGGUCCGGCUGCCAAACUCUGUAAAACUGAGUCCCAGACACAGAUGUCCCAAUCACCAAGUAAGACAGGAAGUCAGCUGUCUGUCUCUCUCUGCAGUAAAACAGGAAGUCAGCUGUCUCGCCAUCCUUGGAGCGCCUCCAUGAAGGACAGACAGAAUUCUAGAGGGACAGACAGAACCAGCAGCGUCGACAGCGAGACCUCGUCUGACUACAGGAUACCUCCUCCACAGGUUGCCAGGAAGUCGGUUCUGGACCAGCUGAACCACAUCCUGUUCUCUGAGGAUCAGAUCCCUGAUUCCAUCAUCCUGAUCAACACCACAGACUGGCAGGGACAGUAUCUGUCGGAGCUUCUCUUCGAUCAGCCAAUCGUCUGCACCGUCUCAGCCGCUGACGUUCAGGCCGCCUUCAGCGCCGUCAUCAGCCGGAUCCAGAGAUUCUGUAACUGUAACUCCCAGACGCCGCCCACCGUGAAGGUGGCGGUGGGCGGCGACCAGAGCUACCUGAGCACCGUCCUCUGCUGCUUUGUGGAGCAGCUGGCCAGCAAGACGCCUGAUUGGCUGAGCUACGUCCGCUUCCUCAUCCUCCCCGUCGGACCCCACCCGCUCGCCAAGUACCUGGCCUCCAUGGACAGUAAAUUCAACAGCCUGUUCAUGGACGCCGGCUGGAGGGAGCUGUUCGGACGUCUGGAGUCUCCUUCUCUUGAUCCUGUGGGUGUCGCGGGACGAGUGUCUCAGUAUCUGAGCGGAGCUGCUGUUUCUCACCUGUGUCCGAUCUCAGAGGCCAUGCUGACCUGCAAACACAAGAGCCCCGACGACGACUCCUGUCAGAAGUUUGUCCCUUUUAUCGGGCUGGUGAAGGUCGGCAUCGUGGAGCAGAACCUCCGGUCCACCUCAGUCGACUCUGAUGACAUCAUACUGGGAUCUCCUCCCGCCCAAUCAGGAGCACCGAUCAGCAUCACCUCCACCCCUCCUCCCUCCCCCUCAACCAGCUGCCCGGGGGAGGUGAUGGGUCUGCAGGUGGACUACUGGAGCGGUCAGGGUGGAGGAGGAGGAGGAGGAGGAGGAGGAGGAGGAGCAGCAGGAGGAGGAGGAGGAGGAGGAGGAGGAGAGCGGAGGAGGGAUGGGGGGAUGAAGAACACUCUGAAGAGCAACUUCCGCUGUCUGCAGGUGUCGAGGAUCAGCGGAGGAGAGCUGAUGAGCAUGACGGUGGUGAGGAAGGAGAAGAACAAGAAAGUCAUGUUCCUCAGUAAGAAGACGAAGGAGAAGGAGGCGGAGUCGAGGAGUCAGCUGAUUGAAGGAAUCAGCAGACUGAUCUGUACCUCCAAACACCAACACACACUGAGAGUCUCUAUAGACGGAGUCGAGUGGAACGACGUCAAGUUCUUCCAGCUGGCGGCUCAAUGGCCGACUCACGUCAAACACUUUCCUAUCGGGAUCUUCAGCUACAGCAAACCAUGAACUCCUCCUCUUCAUCCUCUUCCUCCUCUACAUCCUGAAACUUCUCCUCCUCCUCCUCCUCCUCCUCCUCUUCCUCUUCAUCCUCCUCCUUUUCAUCCUCCUCCUCCUCCUCCUCCUCCUCCUCCUC